Messenger RNA from Dufourea novaeangliae, 1665 nucleotides. RefSeq names its product phosphate carrier protein, mitochondrial (gene Mpcp1). The transcript is spliced from 7 exons. Lineage: Eukaryota; Metazoa; Arthropoda; Insecta; Hymenoptera; Halictidae. Gene Ontology annotation, cellular component: mitochondrial inner membrane. The coding region runs from base 10 to 1287 and encodes 425 amino acids. Gene Ontology annotation, molecular function: phosphate transmembrane transporter activity. The record is from RefSeq and is a predicted model, not a curated record. Gene Ontology annotation, biological process: mitochondrial phosphate ion transmembrane transport.
CCCCGAAACAUGCUGAGAGACUCCGUGUAUGUGACAAAGUGGGGCCAUAGAAUCCCCGGAGCAUGCGCAAGAGACCCCGUGUAUAUGGAUAAAAUUCUAAUCUGUGGAUCAUCUACUAAACGGAUUCCGUUACCAUCCGUUACUGAAGUCUCUGCCACUCUUUUUCCACAACGCGGAGGCGAGAGUCGUGCCUUUGAAGGUGAAGUGACAGAAAAAAGAAACAUGUGGCCCUCAAUAUUGGACGUAGUCAAAACUAAUCCAUUCGGUGCACCUUUCGUGACAGCGAAAUGUCAGGGGCAAAACGAGCUCUUACGGCCGUUGGUUAAAAAUCGCAACAUUGCGAUGGCAUCCGCUAAUACUGGCGAUAGCUGUGAGUUUGGAUCAAAUAAAUAUUUUCUGCUAUGUGGUCUGGGAGGAAUCUUGUCAUGCGGUAUUACUCAUACCAUGGUCACUCCUUUGGAUUUGGUAAAAUGCAGAAUUCAAGUCGAUCCAGAAAAGUACAAGUCUGUCUUCAAAGGAUUCAAAGUGACAUUGGCUGAAGAUGGUGCUCGAGGUCUAGUAAGGGGAUGGGCUCCAACAUUCUUCGGUUAUUCCAUUCAAGGAAUGUUCAAAUUUGGUCUUUAUGAAGUCUUCAAAGUACAUUAUUCAAAUCUUGCUGGAGAGGAAAAUGCUUAUAAUUAUAGGACAACUUUAUAUCUAGUUUCUUCAGCAUCUGCAGAAUUCUUUGCUGACAUUGGUUUAGCUCCAUUCGAAGCUGCCAAAGUCAGGAUUCAAACUAUGCCAGGAUUUGCAAAUACUUUGAGAGAAGCACUCCCCAAGAUAUAUGGCGAUGAAGGCCUAGGAGGCUUUUACAAAGGGCUGGUACCUUUAUGGCUUCGUCAAAUUCCAUACACAAUGAUGAAGUUCGCUUGCUUUGAGCGUACACUUGAGCUUUUGUACAUGUAUGUGGUUCCUAAACCGAGACAAGAUUGCACAAAAGGUGAACAGUUGGUUGUUACCUUCGCGGCAGGUUAUAUCGCCGGUGUGUUCUGUGCGAUUGUCUCGCAUCCUGCUGACUCUGUUGUAUCGAAAUUGAACCAAGAGAAGGGAGCAUCGGCAAUCAAUGUUAUGAAAAAACUUGGUUUCGGUGGUUUAUGGAAGGGUCUUGGACCUAGGAUUGUCAUGAUCGGUACAUUGACUGGAGCACAGUGGUUCGUAUACGAUGCUGUGAAAGUAUGGCUCCGUAUGCCACGCCCGCCACCACCAGAGAUGCCGGAGUCGCUCAAGAAGAAGCUUGGAUUAGCUUAACUGCCACAGAAUAUGGAUAUUUUUAAUUGAAUUGAGCAACAGUUGUCGUUAGAAAGAAACACACACAUAGCUAAAUUACAUAACUUCCUCAUCAGUGCAUUGUCGAACAAUGUUUUUGCCAUACAAUUCGAAUAUUUAUUCUGUAAUACAGAUGACAGCGCAGGUGCACUGUCUCGAAACUAGAAGUAUUAAUGUGCUACUAACGUAAUUCAUAAUGAAUUAUCAUCAACUGUGUGAUUGUAAAGAUAGUAGCACGUUUAACAAAUAAAAAAAAGCAGAAAUUCAAUUGUAACAGUGAGUUACCUAUUGUAACCAGAAACUGUUACUUUGUACAUAGAGUGAUCACUGUAAAUAAAUGAUUUGUGAUUGCUCGAUUAA